CUCGCGGCCACCUACCCGAAAGGCAGGGUUGGACAAUGACUUGAUUUUCAGGCGAGAAAGGUGCACAAUUCUUCUAAAACGUCGUCACUAGCCAAGCAAAUCGGAUGUGGACCAAGAACAACGACACGACAUUUCCACUCGGCAUGAAUACAGAUCCUCAUCUGGAAGACAUGGAAAUUGACAAAAACGACAAAUCGAAACCUAACGGACGUCUGUUAGACAUUCCCUGUAAAGUGUGCGGUGAUCGAUCUUCGGGAAAGCACUACGGAAUUUACGCAUGCGACGGAUGCAGUGGAUUUUUCAAGAGAAGCAUUCGACGGAACCGUUCCUAUACUUGCAGAGCAACAAACGGCAAGGGGAACUGCCCCGUGGACAAAAUCCAUAGAAACCAGUGUCGUUCCUGCCGUUUGAAAAAGUGCUUCGAAGUCACCAUGAACAAAGAUGCUGUUCAGCACGAGCGUGGGCCCCGAAGCUCCACCCUCCGGAAGCAAAAGAUGCUAAAAGAGGCCCAGGACAGAAUGGAUGUCGCUACCACUACAGCGCAUGUGCAGCCCAAUACAAGCAGCUUCAUCAAUACUCUCUUAGCGGCGGAGACUUGCAUGGAAGGCUGUCAAGUGCCGGUCAGUGAUUUCGACCUUGGCUUGGAAUUCAAACCAAUCAGAUUUCAGUCGGAUUUUUCGGUGUCUUUGUACUAUUCCAAUCCCGAAGCUGUAUGUGAGGCUGCUGCUAAGCUGCUGUUCAUGUCUGUAAAGUGGGCCAGAAAUAUUCCUUCGUUCAUGAGUUUACCUUUUAGAGAUCAGGUUAUUCUGCUUGAGGAGGGUUGGCGCGAAUUGUUUUUGCUUGGUGCAAGUCAGUGGUCCAUGCCUCUGGAAAUUGCACCAAUUUUGUCUGCGGCGGGAAUGCACGUGGACAACACGCCUCCCGAGACUAUUGUGGAUGUCAUGGCAACAGUGCGCCUAAUCCAAGAAACAGUCAACAAGUUCAAGGCUGCAAAUGUUGAUUCUACCGAAUACGCAUGUCUGAAGGCUAUAGUGCUAUUUAAGCCAACUGCGUGUGGGCUCAAGGACCCUGAACAAGUGGAGUCCACACAAGACCAGGCGCAACUCAUGCUUGGCGAAUAUGUUCGUGCCCAGUGCCCUACUCAACUGGCCCGGUUUGGUCGUCUUCUCCUUCUCCUGCCAACCUUAAGACGAAUCAGUGCAAAAGAAAUCGAGGAGCUAUUCUUUAAAAAGACGAUUGGAACUGUUCCUAUAGAAAGAUUGUUGAGUGAUAUGUUUAAAAACGAGUAAAGCAUGAUCGAGCUAGUCAGUGAGUUUCAAAUUUUAUAUCGAGUUCAAUUGACUAUCUUGAAAUUCAUUACAGAUUAUCGUCUUUUCCUUUUUUGUGCAUGUUCGCGAUAUUAAGGUGUUGCGUUGAAGAGUUCCUCAGAGACUGAUGGACAGGAAAAUUGAGAAGCUUAAUUUAAUGUAUAAAUCUUUGGCCCAAAAUUGGUGUAUUGUGUGUAUUUGGUUUUGCUACAAACGAAACAAAUCUCCACAAACAGAGCACUUUUCCAUUGAUUGUCAAAAAGCCCAAAUUUCUGCACUCAAUUGAAAACUGCUCCAUAUGUAAGGUGUGUUUUGAUUCAUUCUUAACAGUGGACUGUUUUAAUUUAGCACCCUCGAUGGUGGGAGGUAUCAUUUAUAGCCUUUUUUCUACUUAAAUUGCGAAGGAAUUCAUUUUUACACUCGAGUUACUCAACUGGGUUUCUCUCCUUUUUUUUCCUCGGUCAGCGUCUAUCUCCUAAUGGGCGCGAGCUUUUUAAUCAAACGUAUCUAACAAAGUAACUUUCUCGUAAUCAGAAACGCCACUAAAAUUAAUGGCGGCAAAUGUUAAUGAAACCAGUGCCACUUGUGUUUAUAAUGAUAGUUUAGACUCAAAUAUUUGCACGUGAUGUUUACGCUGAUUCCAUGUAGCAUUAUCAAUUAAGCCUCGAACAGGCCAAAGUGUGAUCAAGUUGAAUUCGCCAUUCUCUUCCAUACUUUGACUUUUCACUACAGGGAGAAGUCUGGCUUUAGCCAAUCGCAUUUGCGCAGUCCUGCAAAGCGUGGGAAAACAGGGUUGCAUGCUGAUUGAUUGAAAUUUGCACGAAUCAUGCCAGCUAUGAGUGUCAGCUCAGAAAUUUAUGGCUGAAAAGUCAACAAUUUGUUUCUUUUGAUAAAGCAUGAUACUAUUUACUUACUAACCUAUUGUUGGUGUUUCCUUCUUCCUCUUACAUUCGCACGCAUGAUUCAAUGACGGCACUUUGUCCUAGCUGAACUAUCGGAUGUUUGUUUUCUAUUAUAAUCAAGAUGUAUUUAAAAAGUGAAACGAAGAUUUAUUUAAAAAAGCAUUGCAAAUAAUAAGAAUAUUUAAGCAAAAGAGAGCUAGUUUUGCUGCAAAAAGAAAUUUUCGUAUCUGUGUGAAGCUGUGGUGACGAAAAGGAAAUGUUUACGGACUUUGAGAACGUAUGUAGACUUAAAAGUACUGUGGGGGGCAAAUCAAAAUUCAGAAAAGUGUACAUAUACGACUUAAAAAUUAACACUUUCGCGUUUGGCUUUAUAACAACUGUAGAUGAGAAGGUUAGCAGCCAUCUUUACUGACAACAGUUUUCAUUACAUAAAAUCCUUUUUUAGUUGAUAUUAAUCUGGCAAGAAUCAACUCUGCGGACAUGACUUUUUAAUGCGUAAUGAAAGGCUUCAGCAGACUUGAGUUAGCUUCAGGACUUAAUAUAUACCCUGAGAAGGAACUUUUCUCUUGUUGUGUUUUAAGGAAUUAAAAAAAAAUUAUACAUUCUCAAGGAAAAUUGCAUGAUAAUUCAUGUUAACUUAAAUACAUUUGAGUAUUUAUACGAGUAUUAAACGUUGCUGUUCAUAGAUGCAUUCUGCAGUUGAAUCCUAGACAGUUCGUGGGAAAAAGUUCUUGAUCGACUUUUCUUUUUCAACUGAAGGGAAUAUAAUUUCCAUGUUGCUUGUCACUGCAUCAGAAUUUGUAGCUUAUGAUGAUAUUACCGCUAAAAUCUCAGUGCAAUAUCUCAUAAUGAAAUAUGAAACAAGACACUCUCUCUGGCCGAAGAUCUACAGCUGAGAUUAUUCUUCUCAUUGUCAUCCUGCGAAAUCAGUUUUUGUUUCUGUCAUAUCGAUAAAGUACCUCUGCUUGUGCUUUUUCGGGACUUAGCAACACCAAGUUAGGUGUUGCAAAUAUCUCCAACCAAACGCAUUGCCAAAUGAAACAGAAAUGUUUAUCUGGACGGGGGAAAUUGUUGUGACUCCUUUGGUUCCUUAUGAGUUCCUGCAUUGUACUUCUUGCUGUAUCAGUGUGUAACAGCUUUACUGAUACAGCUUCUUUUUUUUUUUUUUUUUUUAAAUAAAACCUGAGAGGGCUAGACCUUUUCUUUAACUAACUAUACAGCAAUAAUUUGCGCCUCUUGUAAAUAUGCUACUAAUAUUUAACAGGAGUUUAAGACGACAAUUACUAUGAUUCAUAAUAUUGUUGCUCGUUCGCAUUUGAAUCGCUGGUAUCGAAAAACGGGGCAAAUCUACUGCGCAGUAUUCAGACGCGCUAUCUUGUAAGUGUGUGAAAUUAUACUUCGGUAAUACAAAAUCUUUGAACUGCCA
Messenger RNA from Stylophora pistillata, 3635 nucleotides. Its product is annotated as nuclear receptor subfamily 2 group E member 1. NCBI's taxonomy places the organism in Eukaryota, Metazoa, Cnidaria, Anthozoa, Scleractinia, Pocilloporidae. Gene Ontology annotation, biological process: regulation of DNA-templated transcription. The record is from RefSeq and is a predicted model, not a curated record. Gene Ontology annotation, molecular function: DNA-binding transcription factor activity; zinc ion binding; sequence-specific DNA binding.